AAUAAUAACAAAAGAACCAAAAAGAAAUAUAUAUUGAAAAACGAAAGAAAAAAAGUUCUAAACGAAAAUUUACGUUUGUUUUAAAACCUAACGAUGAUGAACAGUCAGUUUUUUAACGCAGAGUAGAAAAGACCUAUUAAAUUGAGCUAAAAAAAAUUCUAAACAAAAAUAAAAAUCAAAACAAAUUAAACAUUGAAUAAAUAAUUAAAUUAAUUAUUACAGUAAAACAAGUUAAAUAAAUAUUUAAACAAAAAUGCAAGUUUUGGAACAAAGAGAAUCAAUUUUAAAUUCUUCCAAUGAAAUAUUUGAAGGUUGUAAACAACAAGUGGAAGGCAUUAAUACAAAAUUAGAUGAAAAUCAAUCACAAAGUUUUCAAAUUAACCCGGUAGUGCCAAAUUUUCUGGGAGUUUCACAAUUGCUGCUCAGUCUUUAUCUAUGCGGGGCCAGUGUUAUUACACCUCAGAUGUUAACACAACUUGGCAUUAAUUUUGUCAUUAAUGUGGCCUCAGAAUUACCCGAUACUCCUCUGCCUACAGCAACUAAAAUUUUAUAUUUACGCAUAAAUGUCUUGGACAGUACUCAUACGGAUCUGUUAAAACAUUUUGAUGAGGUAUCAGAUAUGAUUGAAGAAAUAAGACGUAAUGGUGGCAAAACUUUGAUACAUUGUGUGGCCGGUGUCAGCCGUUCGGCCACUUUAUGUCUGGCCUAUUUAAUGAAAUAUGGUCAAAUGAAUCUUAAAGAUGCCUUUUUACAUGUCAAAUCCAUACGUCCACAAAUCAGACCAAAUUCAGCUUUUAUACAACAGUUGCGUUGCUACGAGGAACAACUUUUGGGUUUACAAUCGGUUAAAAUGAUUUUCAUGGAAUGUUUGCAGAAAGAGAUACCCGAUGUUUAUGAAGCUGAGUACCGUGCUAUGGAAGAUUUCUAUCAGAGGCAACGUACCAUUUUUAGAAAACGUCAAGAAGACAAAGCUAUUAAAACAUAAGUUUCUUUAACAGAAAAGUUCCUAAUAGAACAAUUCAACAGACCACAGGGAUGUGAAGAGCUUUCACACUAAACAACUGCUUAACAUUGCAACGUUUUUCUUUGUUCUGUUAUUUGUAUGUGUGUGUGUUUAGUAAACGAAAGCUUAUAAUUUGCAGCGUGAUUUUUAUCUUCAGCAAUGGACAGAGAGAAAAUCACUGGGCCAUAUAGUGAUGGAAUGAUUUUUAGAUAUAUGUGCUUGUUUUAGAAAAAUAUUGAAAAUAGAUUUUUCACAAAACUAUAAUGUUUCAAACUGAAAAUUUCAAAAAAUGUUUUUAGCACAAGUAGUUAAACGAGCACCUUAGAUGCAACUUUAGACAAUCACUCUUAAGAUGUUUAAGAAAAUAAUUUAUAAAUUUAUUGUUAUUUUAAAAGUUUAUUAAAAUCUAAAUAAAACUUUUUAACUCUUAAGAGUAAUAACCAAAUUUUGAUCUUAUAAU
Messenger RNA from Lucilia cuprina (Australian sheep blowfly), 1463 nucleotides. Its product is annotated as dual specificity protein phosphatase 18. Gene Ontology annotation, cellular component: cytoplasm. The record is from RefSeq and is a predicted model, not a curated record. The coding region runs from base 254 to 985 and encodes 243 amino acids. Gene Ontology annotation, biological process: protein dephosphorylation. The transcript is spliced from 2 exons. NCBI's taxonomy places the organism in Eukaryota, Metazoa, Arthropoda, Insecta, Diptera, Calliphoridae. Gene Ontology annotation, molecular function: protein tyrosine/serine/threonine phosphatase activity.